Molecule: messenger RNA, 3387 nt
Organism: Guillardia theta CCMP2712
Lineage: Eukaryota; Cryptophyceae; Pyrenomonadales; Geminigeraceae
Exons: 7
Coding region: 1-3387 (1128 amino acids)
Source: RefSeq, a predicted model, not a curated record
AUGGAGGAGAAGACGAGAAAGGAGCUUGAGCGACAGGAGCGCAUUGCAGCUAGGAAGAGGCGGUUGCAAGAGAGGGAGGAGCGGGGCGGAGACUUCUUCACAGACAAGGCUCAUGCAGACACGGCAGAACAGGCUGGGACAGCUUCUGGAACCAGUGAGGGGAGGGAGAACCCCUUCGAGGAGCGGAAAGAGCGGGAGAAACAGGGGGUGAUGGAGGUUGUGGAGGGGAUCAGCGGGUCUGAACCCUCGUCCUCCAUUGUCCCUGGGCUGCUCGACCCUGCCAAGAGGACAUUGAAGGCGUCAGCUUCUCCUGCUCCUCUACAUGCUGCUGCCCUCGACCUCGAUUAUCUCACCGUCGAACGCAACCAGCGCAGGAGCGAGGUAGCAGCAACGAGCUUCAAGGUAGCGGAGCCCAGAGCCCAGGGACGGCAGCGAGCUGCUGGGGUCAAGACCGGGCAGAAGCCUCCUAGGGUCGAGCUUGCUGAGGACGAGAUCAGAGCUCUCGAGCAGCUCUCAGAGAAUGUGUUCGAUGCUGUUCCUGAGGGGGCGGUGAGGAGAGAGGAGGAUGGGGACGGAGGAGCCGGGCGGGACUUCGUUCAAGUCCGUAAGAAGAUGGAUGCCCGGAGUGUCGAGCGUCUCAUCAGGCAGAAUGAGGAGCUCCGCAAGAUCACCAUGGCGCAGAGGAAGGAGCUGGAUCAGUACCAGAGCUUGCAGAAGCUGCAGGAGGGGAGGCGAGAAGAAGAUCAAGAGGAGCAGGAGCAGGAGGAGCAGGAGGAGCACAAGGAUCGAUCGGUUCGUCGUCGUCCUCCUGCGCACCUGCAGCAAUCUUGGCAAGGGUCUCGCACCCGCGGGGAGAGGGAGCAGGUUCCAGCAGCUAAGGCGGGCAGGAGCGAGGAGGUGGAGUUCGACUCCUACUUCGAGAGCGAGGCCAACAGGUGGAAUCCGAGGGCUGCUGGAGUCAAGGUGGGGAAGCAGCAACCCGACUCUAGAGUUGUGGGCCAGCAGCGUGCUCGGGUCAUCGUGACCGCAAAGAUGACGGAGGAGGAGGAGGAGGCGAAGAGGCGCCAACGCCUGCAAGUUGAGCUGGAAGAGCUGGGAAUCGAUCCGAAUACGCGAGACGUGCAGCGAGCGGCAGCGGACAAGAUAAGCAGCCAAGAAGAUGCGCUGAAGGAGGCAGAUCGUCUGCUAGAGAGUUACGCCCCUCCUCGAGCUGGAGGAGGAGGAGGAGCAGCAGCAGCAGCAGGAGGUCAGCAAGACUAUCUGAUCAUCGACGGGUCCGAGGACGAAGAGACUCCUCGUCUGGGCGUACAAUGGGAGAGAAAGCCUACCGCUCCGACGUCGAACAAGUUUCAACGGAAAGAGAUGAAGGAGGAGGAGGAGGAGGAGGAGGAGGAAACCCCUCGGAUGACACGAGCAGUGACGAUCGACAAGAUGCAGCAGCAGGAGAAGCAGGAGAAGCAGGAGAAGCAGGAGAAGCAGGAGAAGCAGGAGAAGCAGGAGCAGGAGCAGGAGGUCGAGGCUACCCCCCGCAUGCAUUUCUCGUCUCACGUUGCUCAGCAAAAGCUGGCGGCCCGAUGUCAGGACGCGCCGAUCACGAUGAUGAAGGAAUUUCUAAGUUCCUUGGGAGGAGCAGGAGGAGGCGGAGAUGAAGAAGAGAAGAUGAUCAGCAAGGAGGAGGAGAGUUUGUAUCAUAGUCCACGCGGGGAUACCGACAACUAUCACAACACGCACCGCAGCAGGAGCAGGGGGGAGAGCGACGACAGACCGAACAGCGAAUUCAACAGCCAACUGAGAACGAAUGCAAAUGGAGGAAGAGGAUACAAUGAUAGUGUAGAUGAAGAGUUUGAAGAAUUCGAAGGAGGAGGAGGAGGAGGAGGAGAGGACAGGUUUGCCAAGGCAGCCUCACAAGAGAAGUGUAGGGAGCCGACCGCAGCCCGUCGAGACCUGGUGCCUUCGACCGCAGACGACAGGACGGAGAUCGAGACCAACGUGUUCGACUGGGAGGACGAAGAAGUUGAUGACGAGGAUGCACAAGAGAAGGUUUGGUCGGAGAACAUCGCGAUGAUCGCGGAUGUUGUGGAGGACGUGGAGGGAACGAAAGUCGAAGUCGUCGAGCCGCGGGCAAGAGCCGAGACGAGCAUGGGGAGGACAGCAGAACCGGACAUAGAUGUAGAUCGAUCUGCUAGUCAACAUGUGGAGGAGAGGGGUAGAAGAAGUCACGUUGUUGCACGGGACGUCAGAGAGGUCAUGGUGAAUGCUCUCAACGAGGUUGAUUCCGACGACGAGGAUGCGAACAAGCGUGUUGAACAGAGGAAGCGACCGGAGAGCGGAGGAAGGAGCAAGGUAGAAUGUGACAGGGAGCAGGACGAGCGAGCGGCAAGCUCCUUCGACGCAUCUGACGUGCAGUCAGACAAGAAGGACUCUGCUACCUCCCUGCCCACUCGCUUUCCAUCUCACCGCAGUGACCUCGCGCAGCCUCUUCCUCCCACUCUCCAACAGGGGACGGCAAGCUUGUACAAGCAGCACAGUGCUCACUCGGCAGGAGAGGAGGGAGAGAAGACAGGGAGGGAUGUCGAGCGAGACUCUGACGAUAAGGAUGAUCUCUGGAAGAAGAAGCCGAGCAGUCAUGAGGAAAAGAGGGCAAGAAGGCGAAGGAGGGAGGAGAAGGAGCAAGAGGAGGAGGGGUUUUCUUCUGGAUCCGAGAGUGGGUAUCCCGAGGGGUUCGGCCAGACUCUAAUGCCAGUAGAGGAGAUUAGGAGGACACGAAGGGAGGACGAGGGGACUGGCACGAAGACGGAAAUUCUCCUUGGCCCUGGAGGGAGGAGAGAGGAGGGAAAGACAGACUUCAAGGACCUUUCGCAACGCCGUGUGCUCCCGGACGGAAGGCUGAGGGAGGAGGAGCGGGAGGGGGAGGAGCGGGAGGGGAGGUGGGCUGGAUCGCAAGAGGAGAUGCCGCGCAAGCAGGGGGUCAACCUCAGGGAAGAAGCCGCAAAGAUGCUGCAGCAAGCCAGCAUGCUGCGAGAGGCGGCCAAGGUGGCAGCAGAGGAGGGGAGGAGGCGCGAGCAGGCGGAGAUGGCGGCGAGGCAGGCGAAGAAAGAGCUGGAGGAGCUGAAGGACAGGAUGAAGAGGAAGGAGGAGGUCAGCAGAAGAACUCACGUCCCCCUCCGUCUCGGCCCGGAGGCCAGUGGAGAGGACGAGCUGCAGGCAUGGCAGCAGCUGCACAGUGCCGAGGAGCCGUCCAUGCUCCAAGUCCUCCAACCUCGCCAUGACGGCAGGGAGCGGCAUGGCGGCGAUCAGAAGCAGCGCAAGGGAGCAACUCAAAGAGCUUCGACCUCCCUCGCAGCCGAGGAGCUGCUCACGAUGACAGGAGCUCGAGAGCAAACUUGA